Messenger RNA from Durusdinium trenchii, 714 nucleotides. The record is from the annotation of a GenBank genome assembly. Lineage: Eukaryota; Dinophyceae; Suessiales; Symbiodiniaceae.
GCGUGCAGCAGCCAACAGAAGAUCUUGGCAAACAAGAGCAAGAGGCAGUCCAUACGGAGUCGGUUGCAGAGGUGCAGCAGGAAUCUCCUGCAGCUUCGCCCCAACAUAGCACCACACCAACCAUCACACAGGUCGAAGAGGCACGCGUGCACCAACCAGCAGAAGAUCUCAGCAAACAAGAGCAAGAGGCAGUCCAUAUGGAGUCGGUUGCAGAGGUGCAGCAGGAGUGGGGUGCAAUGAACAAUUGUUCACGUUACAUUCCACUGUAUAUCCGAGACGAAUAUAGACAAACCUUAUUUGCAGAGCAUCGGAUGUGCAAACAUCCUUUAAGAUUUUUUGAGGAAUCUCCUGCAGCCUCGCCCCAACAUAGCACCACACCAACUGUCACACAGGUCGAAGAGGCACGCGUGCAGCAGCCAGCAGAAGAUCUCAGCAAAGAAGAGCAAGAGGCAGUCCAUACAGAGUCUGUUGCAGAGGUGCAGCAGGAAUCUCCGGCAGCUUCGCCCCAACAUAGCACCACACCAACCGUCACACAGGCAGUCCAUACAGAGUCAGUUGCAGAGGUGCAGCAGGAAUCUCCUGCAGCUUCGCCCCAACAUAGCACCACACCAACCAUCACACAGGUCAAAGAGGCACGCGUGCAGCAGCCAACAGAAGAUCUCAGCAAACAAGAGCAAGAGGCAGUCCAUACGGAGUCGGUUGCAGAGGUGCAGC